AUGUGCUUCACACAAUCCUCGGUUACCCUUAAUCCACCACGACUUUCCUCGAUUGUCAAGAAUGUCAACAUCCUCCAGCCUCAGAAAAGCCAAGUUGAUGAGGCGCUGGAAAAAAGCCGGGAUUAUUGGUCUCACCUCGCAUCACUAGCCUGCGCCUAUCGGGAUCAUGGCUUGACUCCGGAGUAUACAAACCCGCGCCUCAUCCUCUAUAGGAUACCAAAAUUCUAA
Molecule: messenger RNA, 228 nt
Organism: Penicillium roqueforti
Lineage: Eukaryota; Fungi; Ascomycota; Eurotiomycetes; Eurotiales; Aspergillaceae
Exons: 2
Coding region: 1-228 (75 amino acids)
Source: RefSeq, a predicted model, not a curated record